Macadamia integrifolia is the source of this 3457-nucleotide messenger RNA. RefSeq names its product pentatricopeptide repeat-containing protein At1g05670, mitochondrial-like. Gene Ontology annotation, molecular function: protein binding. Bases 407 to 2659 code for a protein of 750 amino acids. NCBI's taxonomy places the organism in Eukaryota, Viridiplantae, Streptophyta, Magnoliopsida, Proteales, Proteaceae. The transcript is spliced from 2 exons. The record is from RefSeq and is a predicted model, not a curated record.
GCGGCUUUGAAUCUGAAGCGAAUCCCUCCACUCCUCCUUUCGUCCUCCUCUGUCUUUCUCUCCAUUCAUUGCUGCAAAUCCCUCCUCUCUCUUCGUUUCUGUUCAUCGCUGCAAUCAUUCCACUUGGGUUGGUAGAUUUGACUGCUGCAGUUUGUGGGAUAGGAGAUUCAUGGCAUAACCUGCAUGUGAAGCUACGGUAUUUGGUUCAUAAUAGGCACCACCUGGUUGGAUUGUGCUACAGUCGAUGCCUUGGCCACAAGCAUAGUCAAGAUUAGCCAGCAAUUGGGCAUCAGAAACGCCAGAAUUGGGUAUACACCAAUGGGUUCAAACUUCAGAGUUCAAACUCCUGGGAGCUUAGUUGCACACAUGGCCAUUUUUAUUCCCUCCUAAUGGGUCUCCCACAGACAUGAAGAGCUAUGCCUUCUCCUUCUCCUAUCGUCGAUUUCAGUUUCUUUCGACUCUUCACUUUCGUUCUGCUCCGAACGUAUUCUCAUUUUUCUUCCUCGGAAGCUUGAACCGCAAUUUGUCCUCCUUUGGCUUAAGUGGUACCAGCAGACCUUUCCCUGAUUAUUCCCCGAAGAAACCCACAAUCAGAGACUCCGAACUCAUCCUCCACAUCUCUACUGCAAUCAAACAGAGACGCUACGAGCCACUUCGACGCGUCUUAAAGCCUUUUGAAUCCAAGUUCAGGCCUAAUUUCCUUAUCUGGGUUAUCAUGAGAAUCAGAAACGAAUACGAAUUGGUUAUCGAUUUCUUUAACUGGGCAUGCUUGCGCAAAGAACCGACGCUGGAAGCCCGAUGCAUAGUCAUACAGAUAGCCGUUUCUUCUAAGCAGCCCAGGACAGGUCAUGAACUUAUUCGCGAUUUCUGGGCGAAACCCAAUUUAGAUGUUGGUCUCUCAUUCAGUCAUUUCGUUGAACGAUUGAUAUACACCUAUAAAGACUGGGGUUCGGAUCCCCUCGUGUUCGAUAUUUUCUUCCAAGUGCUAGCUGAGGCUGGUAUGUUUGAUGAAGCAAAGAAGCUGUUUGAUAAAAUGUUGAACUACGGUGUGGUUAUUUCUGUCGAUUCCUGUAACCUUCUUCUUUCUCGCUUGUCGAACUCCUCUACUGGUGUUGACAUGGCACUGAAAAUAUUUGGUGAAUUUCCUGAUAUGGGUGUAUGCUGGAACACUGCAUCACACAAUAUAAUAAUUCACUCUCUCUGUCGAUUAGGGAAGCUAAAAGAAGCUCACUCCCUUCUCCUUGAAAUGGAGUCAAAGGGUUGCGUUCCUGAUGUUAUUAGUUACAGUACUCUUGUUGAUGGCUACUGUCAUGUUGGGGAGCUUCAAAGGGCCCUCGAGCUCAUAACGGAAAUGGGCCUAAAAGGUUUUAAGCCGAAUGCAUUUACCUAUAAUAGCAUAAUUGUUUUCCUGUGUAAGGUCAGCCAAGUAGUACAAGCACAGAGGGUGCUGAGGGAGAUGAUGAACCAUGGCAUAGCUCCUGAUAAUGUGGUGUAUACCACACUCAUUGAUGCAUUUUGCAAACUGGGAAAUUUGCAGGCUGCAUAUAGGCUCUCCAAUGAGAUGCAGAACCGGCGAAUUGUUCCUGAUACUAUAACUUUUACUGCCGUUAUUUGUGGGCUUUGUAGAAGUGGGAAAUUGGCUGAAGCAGAGAAGUUAUUCCAUGAAAUGCUUGGUAAUGGUUUGAAUCCAGAUGAAAUUACUUACACCACACUAAUUGAUGGUUAUUGCAAGGCAGGUCAGAUGAAAGAAGCUUUUGCUGUUCACAACCAGAUGGUCCGAAUGGGUCUAACCCCUAACAUUGUUACUUACACAGCACUGGCAGAUGGUCUCUGUAAACAGGGAGAUCUGGAAAGUGCAAAUGAGCUUCUUCACGAGAUGUGUAGCAAGGGCCUGGAACUGAAUGUAUGCACAUACAAUUCACUUAUUAAUGGCCUUUGCAAGGCGGGAAAUAUAGUCCAAGCGGUCAAGCUCAUGGAAGAUAUGGAGAUUGCAAGGAUUCAUCCAGAUACCAUUACUUAUACCACUCUAAUGGAUGCUUAUUGCAAAUCAGGAGAGAUGGUUCGGGCUCAUGAGCUCCUUUGUGAAAUGCUGGAUAAAGGUCUUCAACCAACAAUAAUAACAUUCAAUGUGUUGAUGAAUGGGUUUUGUAUGUCAGGGAUGCUGGAAGAUGCUAAGAGGCUGCUAAGCUGGAUGCUAGAGAAGAAUAUAAAGCCAAAUGCUAUGACAUAUAAUUCUCUUAUGAAGCAGUACUGUAUUGGAAAUGACAUGCGGGCUACCACUGAAAUUUAUAAAGGGAUGUGCACUCAAGGGGUGAUUCCUGACAGCAACACAUAUAACAUUUUGAUAAAGGGGCAUUGUAAAGCAAGGAACAUGAAAGAGGCAUGGUACCUUCACAAAGAAAUGAUUAGUAAAGGACUGAGUCCUAGAGUUGAUUCAUAUAAUGCACUCAUCAAGGGGCUUUUCAAGAAGAAGAGAUUUUCCGAGGCAAGGGAACUGUUUGAUGAGAUGAGGAGAGAAGGCUUAGUAGCCGAAAAAGAAGUAUACAAUUAUUUUGUCGACCUAAACUAUGAUGAGGGGAACAUUGACAUGACCCUUGAACUUUGUGAUGAAGCAAUUGAGAAAUGUCUUGUAGGGAAGACCAGUGAUGGACAGAAGUAGCUUGGCUUUGUUCAAUUGUGUGAUGCUUUCACAGCGGCUGUGGCUGAGCUUUUGAUAUCGGAUUCUCGUGGUUAUGGCUUCCUUUAACAUACCUUGUUGAUUUAUAACCAUGGUAGGGCGUGAUUGAACCUGUGACCUCAAAAUCUGACUUCAGGCACCCAGAAUUGAGCUAUCUACGCAACGAGCAGUCUUGAUUCGCUAGUAUAUUUGACCCAACAUCUCCGACAACUUUGGUUUCCUGUACAAGCAAAACAGUAUAGCCAGUGGUGGUUAGCUGUUUUUGGUCAUAGAGGAUGGAUGGGGAAAACGCAUGAUUUACUCUUUUGCCCCUUCUCUUGCCCAUGGAGAUGUUUGGCACUUAGGCUUGUUGCAUUACUAAUUGCCUGAAAUGAAGUCCAGCAACCAAAUCAACAGGAUACUGGCAAAGCUCAUAUAACUUGGCACCAUUGAGAGGAGUUUAGCAGAUGGGAGCUAAGACAUGUUGGACAAAUGGGAAAAGUCAGCUCUGUGGUUAAAAUUUGUUCCUGUGUUCUGGAGGGCCAAUGGUGGAAGUUCUGGACAAGUUUGAUCAUGAUGUGUUUAUCUGGAAGAAAACUGUUGCUGGCUCAAAGGACUUGCUUAUCCAAAGUGCAUGUUGUGAUAAGACUCUCAUAGGAGUAUGUUGCGAAUUGCCUCAUUUUUCUCCCUUUUUGUUGAGACAGACGUACAUACUUUAUAGGUGUGCUUCCACUAUGCAGUAAAACCGUAAAAGUCUCAUAUAAUUGAAUGAAUCUCCACUUGUUGGAAAUAUUAGUAAAA